Suricata suricatta (meerkat) is the source of this 6529-nucleotide messenger RNA. RefSeq names its product ciliary rootlet coiled-coil, rootletin (gene CROCC). NCBI's taxonomy places the organism in Eukaryota, Metazoa, Chordata, Mammalia, Carnivora, Herpestidae. Gene Ontology annotation, biological process: centrosome cycle. The coding region runs from base 94 to 6069 and encodes 1991 amino acids. The record is from RefSeq and is a predicted model, not a curated record. The transcript has 37 exons.
CACAGCGGUCUGGCCAUGGGGUGGGAGAGCUGAGCUAGGCUCUCAGUCCCUGGAAAGGGGCAGGGCGGGGGAGCACCCACGGUUUCCCCCUCCAUGAGCUUGGGGCUGGAGGAAUCCGUGGAGGCCCAGCAGGCACUGGAGACGGUUAUCCAGACACUGGAGGGCAGCGUCCUGAGGGCAGGCCGGGAGAGAGGCCUGAGCGCGCAGGACCCGGCUCCGGACUCUCAGCUCACCUGCCUGCCCGCCCGCAUCAGGGAGAUCGUCACCCGCAACCUCUCCCAGCCUGAGAGCCAAGCCCCGCUGUCGGCCCCAGAGAUGGCAUCCGUGCUGUCACUGCAGGAGGAGAACCAGCUGCUGCAGCAGGAGUUGUCCCGUGUGGAGGACUUGCUGGCCCAGAGCCGUGCUGAGCGUGACGAGCUGGCCAUCAAGUACAACGCGGUCAGCGAGAGGCUGGAGCAGGCUGUGCGGCUGGAGUCUGGGGAGCCGGAAACGCAGGAGCCCACGGGGCUGGUACGGCAGAGCGUGGAGCUGCGGAGGCAGUUGCAGGAGGAGCAGGCCUCCUACCGGCGCAAGCUGCAGGCCUACCAGGAAGGCCAGCAGCGGCAGGCCCAGCUUGUGCAGCGGCUGCAGGCCAAGACCCUCCAGUACAAGAAGAGGUGCUCGGAGCUGGAGCAACAGCUGCUAGAGAGAUCCACAGAGCUGGAGCGGCAGCGGCUGAGGGACACAGAGCACAGCCAUGACCUGGAGAGUGCCCUCGUCCGCCUGGAGGAGGAGCAGCAGAGGAGUGCCAGCCUGGCACAGGUGAACUCCAUGCUCCGAGAGCAGCUGGACCAGGCCAGCUCGGCCAACCAGGCUCUGAGUGAGGACAUACGCAAGGUGACUACUGACUGGACACGCAGCCGCAAGGAGCUGGAGCAGCGGGAGGCGGCAUGGAGGCGUGAGGAGGAGUCCUUCAACACCUACGUCAGCAACGAGCACAGCCGCCUUCUCCUUCUCUGGAGGCAGGUGGUGGGGGUCCGUCGGCUGGUCAGCGAGGUGAAGAUGUCCACCGAGAGGGACCUGCGGCAGCUGGGAGGGGAGCUGGCCCGCACCUCGAGGGCCAUCCAGGAGGCGGACCUGGGGCUGACUGCGGGCCUGCGGCUGGCUGAGAGCCGGGCAGAGGCGGCCCUGGAGAAGCAGGCGCUGCUGCAGGCCCAGCUCGAGGAGCAGCUGCGGGACAAGGUGCUCCAGGAGAAGGACCUGGCCCAGCUGCAGGUGCAGAGCAACCUGGACAAGGCCAACCUCAGUGCCAGAGUGACAGAGCUGGCCCUGACAGUGGAGCGCCUUCAGAACCAGAAUCUGGAGAAGGAUCAGGUCAACAAGGCCCUUACCGAGAAGCUUGAGGCCCUGGAAUCCCUGCGGCUCCAGGAGCAGGCGGCCCUGGAGACAGAGGACGGAGAGGGGCUGCAGCAGACCCUGAGAGACCUGGCACAGGCCGUCCUGUCGGACAUGGAGAGCGGUGUCCAGCUAAGCGGCUCGGAGCGCACCGGGGACGCGUCAGAUGGCAGCCUGCGGGGGCUCUCAGGCCCCCGGACCCCCUCCCCGCCGCGGCGCUCCUCGCCCGGCCGCGGCCGAUCCCCGCGCCGAGGCCCAUCCCCGGCCUGCUCCGACUCCUCCACGCUCGCCCUCAUUCACUCGGCCCUGCACAAGCGCCAACUGCAGGUCCAGGACAUGCGCGGGCGCUAUGAGGCCAGCCAGGACCUCCUGGGCACCCUGCGGAAGCAGCUUAGUGACAGCGAGAGUGAGCGGCGCAGCCUAGAGGAACAGGUGCAGCGUCUUCGGGACAAGACCAGCGGGGCCACCCAGGCUCAUGAGGACGCCCAGCGCGAGGCCCAGCGGCUGCGGGGCACCAUCGACCUUCUGAACAGGGAGAAGGACAGCCUGGCCCGCAGCCUGCAGACGGCCCAGCAGCAGGCCGAGGAGCUGCGGCAGGAGCGCGAGAAGCUGCAGGCGGCUCAGGAGGACCUGCGGCGCCAGCGGGACCGGCUGGAGGAGGAGCGGGAGGACUCGGCGCGGGAGGGCGAGCGGACCCGCAGGGAGCUGGAGCGCACCCACCGACAGCUGGAGCAGCUGGAAGGCAAGCGCUCAGGGAUGGCAAAGGAGCUGCUGGAGGUGCGGGAGGCGCUGAGCUGUGCCACACUGCAGCGGGACAUGCUGCAGGCGGAGAAGGCCGAGGUGGCCGAGGCGCUGACCAAGGCUGAGGCUGGCCGCGUGGAGCUCGAGCUCUCCAUGACCAAGCUCAGGGUGGAGGAGGCCUCCCUGAGGGACUCUUUGUCCAAGCUGAGCGCCCUCAACGAGAGCCUCGCCCAGGACAAGCUGGGUCUGAACCACCUCGUCGCCCAGCUGGAGGAGGAGAAGGCGGCCCUGCUGGGCCGGCAGCGGCAGGCGGAGCAGGAGGCCUGCCUGGCUCGGGAGGAGCAGGAGCGGCUGGAGCAGCUGCGGCAGGAGCGAGAGGUGGAGCAGCAGGGCCUGGAGGGCUCCCUGCGGGCGGCGGAGCAGGCCCGGGAGGCCCUGGAGCACCAGCUGCCUGUGCUGCGCCAGGAGCGCUGCCGGCUGCAGGAGCAGCUGGCCCAGCUCUCCCGACAGCUGAGCGGGCGGGAGCAGGAGCUGGAGCAGGCGCGGAGGGAGAUGCAGCGGCAAGUGGAGGCCCUCGAGCGGGCAGCCCGGGAGAAGGAGGCUCUGGCCAAAGAGCGGGCCGGCCUGGCGGUGCAGCUGACCGCGGCCGAGCGGGAAGGCCGGACCCUGUCGGAGGAGGCCACACGCUUGCGCCUGGAGAAGGAAGCCCUGGAGAGUAGCCUGUUCGAGGUGCAGCGGCAGCUGACGCAGCUCGAGGCCCGCCGGGAGCAGCUGGAAGCCAACGGGCAGGCCCUGCUGCUGGCCAAGGAGAGCCUGGCGGGAGAGCUGGCGGGCCUACGGCAACAGAUGACAACCACCGAGGAGAAGGUGGCUCUGGACAAGGAGCUGAUGGCCCAGAAGCUGGCACAGGCCGAGCGGGAGGCCCAGGCCUCUCUGCGGGAGCAACGGGCUGCCCACGAGGAGGACUUGCAGCGACUCCAGCGAGAGAAGGACGCAGCGUGGCGGGAGCUGGAGGCUGAGCGGGCGCAGCUGCAGAGUCAGCUGCAGCGGGAGCGAGAGGAGCUGCUGGCGCGGCUGGAGGCGGAGAAGGAAGAGCUGAGCGAGGAGAUCGCCGCCCUGCAGCAGGAACGCGACGAGGGCCUCCUCCUGGCCGAGAGUGAGAAGCAGCAGGCCCUGUCGCUGAAGGAGUCGGAGAAGACAGCGCUGUCCGAGAAGUUGAUGGGUGCGCAGCACAGCCUGGCCGCCAUCUCCCUGGAGGUGGAACGGCAGAAGAGAGACGCUCAGAGCCGGCAGGAGCAGGACCGGAGCACCGUGAACGCCCUGACGUCCGAGCUGCGGGACCUCCGGGCCCAGCUCGAGGAGGCUGCCGCAGCCCACGCCCAGGAGGCCAAGAGGCUGCAGGAGCAGGCCCGAAACCUGGACAGGCAGCGGGAAUCCUCUGUGCGCGAGGCAGAAGAGCUUCGGACGCAGCUGCGCCUGCUGGAGGACGCCCGUGACGGGCUGCGGCGGGAGCUGCUGGAGGCCCAGCGCAAGGUGCGCGACAGUCAGGACGGCCGUGAGGCCCAGCGCCAGGAGGCCAGCGAGCUGCGGCGCAGCCUGGGCGAGGGUGCCAAGGAGUGCGAGGCCCUGCGGCGUUCCAACGAGGAGCUGCGGAAGGCCGUGAAGAAGGCUGAGGGCGAACGGAUCAGCCUGAAGCUUGCCAACGAGGACAAGGAGCAGAAGCUGGUGCUCCUCACGGAGGCGCGAGUGGCCGCGGGCAGGGAGGCCGAGGAGCUGCGGGCCGGGCUGCAGGAGGUGGAGCACUCCCGGCUGGAGGCCCGCCGGGAGCUUCAGGAGCUCCGGCGGCAGAUGAAGAUGCUGGACAGUGAGAACGCCAGGCUGGGCCGGGAGCUGGUGGAGCUGCAGGGCCGCCUGGCACUGGGCGAGCGGGCAGAAAAGGAGGGCCGGCGGGAGGCCCUGGGCCUCCGACAGAAGCUGCUGAAGGGCGAGGCCAACCUGGAGGCCACUCGGCAGGAGCUCCAGGGAGCCCAGAGGAAGCUGCAGGAGCAAGAAGGCGAGUUCCGGGCCCGCGAGCGAGGCCUGCUGGGCUCCCUGGAGGAGGCGCGGGGCGCCGAGAAGCUGCAGCUGGACCACGCCCGCAGCCUGGAGCUGAGGCUGGAGGCGGUGCGGGCCGAAGCCGCGGAGCUGGGGCUGCGGCUGAGCGCGGCCGAAGGCCGGGCACAAGGCCUGGAGGCCGAGCUGGCCCGCGUGGAGGCACAGCGACGCAGGGGCCCAGCUCCUGCACCCCUAAGCAUGGCGCCUCCCCCAGGAAGCGGCGAAGGGCUCAGCAGCCCCAGCCCCUUGGAACGCAGCCCUGGGUCCGAGCCACCAUCCCCAGGACCUGCCACCUCCCCUGCAUCUCCAGACCUGGAACCAGAGGCGGUGCGGGGGGCCCUUCGGGAAUUCCUGCAGGAGCUGCAGAGUGCCCAGAGGCAACGGGAUGAGCUUCGGGCCCAGAACGGUGUCCUGAGUCGACAGCUAGCUGAGAUGGAGGCGGAGAGGGACAGCGCCACCUCGCGGGCGAGGCAGCUGCAGAAGGCGGUGGCCGAGGGUGAAGAAGCCCGGCGCCGCAUGGACGGGCAGCUGAGCGGGGCCCAGGCAGAGCUGGUGCUGCAGGAGGACGGCGUGCGGCGCAGCGAGCGUGAGCGCCGGGCCGCCCUGGACCAGGUGGCCGCCCUGGAGAGGAGCCUGCAGGCCAUGGAGAGUGAGCUCCGGGCCAGCCAGGAGAAGAUCAGCAAGAUGAAGGCCAAUGAGGCGAAGCUGGAGAGCGACAAGCGGCGCCUGAAGGAGGUGCUGGAUGCCUCGGAGAGCCGCACCAUCAAGCUUGAGCUGCAGCGGCGCUCACUCGAGGGGGAGUUACAGCGCAGCCGCCUGGGCCUGAGUGACCGUGAGGCCCAGGCCCAGGCCCUCCAGGAUCGGGUGGAUGCCCUGCAGAGACAGGUGGCAGACAGUGAAGUGAAGGCGGGGACUCUGCAGCUGACCGUGGAGCGGCUGAACGGGGCCCUGGCCAAGAUGGGAGAGAACGAGGGGGCCUUGAGGGACAAGGCCCAGGGCCUGUCAGAAGCGUUGGCCCAGAAUAGUGCCAACCUUACCAGCACCCAGGACAAGAACCUGCACCUGCAGAAGGCCCUGACCGCCUGUGAACAUGACCGCCAAGUCCUCCAAGAACGGCUGGAGGCCGCUCGCCAGGCGUUAACCGAGGCCCGGAAGCAGAGCAGCUCCCUGAGUGAGCAAGUGCAGAUGAUGCGAGGCGAGCUGGCCGACCUGGAGGGCCAGCGGGCAGAGGCAGAGGGCCAGCUGCAACAGCUUCAGGAGGUGCUGCGGCAGCGACAGGAGGGGGAGGCGGCAGCCUUGCGCGCCGUCCAGAAGCUGCAGGAUGAGCGGCGGCUGCUGCAGGAGCGCCUGGAUGGCCUGCAGCGAGCCCUCUCUCAGCUGGAGGCCGAGAAGCGGGAGGUGGAGCGGUCGGCGCUGCGGCUGGAGAAGGACCGGGUGGCCCUCAAGAGGAUGCUGGACAAGGUGGAGCGUGAGAAGCUUCGCAGCCACGAGGACACGGUGCGGCUGAGCGCUGAGAAGGGCCGCCUGGACCGCACACUCACGGGGGCCGAGCUGGAGCUGGCCGAAGCCCAGAGGCAGAUCCAGCUGCUGGAGGCCCAGGUGGCGGCACUGGAGCAGGACCAGAGCCAGGCCCGGCUGGAGGCUGAGGAGCAGGAGCAGCUGGAGCUGCAGCAGGAGGUGGAGCGCCUGCGCAGUGCCCAGGUGCAGACGGAGCGCACGCUGGAGGCGCGGGAGCGGGCCCACAGGCAGCGCGUGCGCGGGCUGGAGGAGCAGGUGUCCACCCUGAAGGGCCAGUUGCAGCAGGAGCUCCGGAGGAGCUCAGCACCCUGCCCCCCCAGCUCCAGCCCCCCAGGGGAAUGAGCCCCUUCCUGGGUGGCCCCCUGGCCCAGAGCUCGGCUGGGGGUCAGGAGAAGCAGGUGGCAGUGCUGAGUGCCUGGGUCUCCAGUAGCGGCUUCUUAGCAAAUCUGGUGUGUUGGGGGCGGCGGGGGGGGGUCCUCACUCCAGUCCCCGCCCCUGGGAUGAGCCUUCAGGUCACCUGAGAGUGAAUGGAAGCUAAGGGGUUGGGAAGACCCCCCCCCCACCUCUGGCUGGCCUAGAGCAUGGGCUCAUGGGAAAGAGGAGGAAGAGGAGGGGUGCCUGGGAGUCAGAGACCCAGGCCUGGCUUCCCAGAGAUCUCUCCGCCUUAGUUCAGAGUGUUUGUCAGGAAAUUCCUCAGAGUCCCUGUAUUUUUAUACCUUUUUACAAUGUUAACUGUUCAUUGUUAACUGUUGUGGUUAUUUUUGUAACAAGAAGACCCCGUUUUCUAAACGUGGUUGGUACA